Messenger RNA from Peniophora sp. CBMAI 1063, 387 nucleotides. The record is from the annotation of a GenBank genome assembly. NCBI's taxonomy places the organism in Eukaryota, Fungi, Basidiomycota, Agaricomycetes, Russulales, Peniophoraceae.
AUGGCAGACCCCAGCAACCACGGACGCGCUUGGCCUCUUGCGCCGGCUGACCUGAACAACCAGAUUCUCGACCUCGUUCAGCAGGCAUCGACGUACAAGCAGCUCAAGAAGGGUGCUAACGAGGCUACCAAGACGCUUAACCGCGGUAUUGCUGCCUUCAUCAUCCUUACGGCCGACACGGAGCCCCUCGAGAUUCUUCUCCACUUGCCUCUGUUGUGCGAGGAGAAGAACGUCCCGUACAUCUUCGUGGAGAGCAAGGCUGCCCUCGGCCGUGCGUGUGGCGUCACUCGCCCUGUCAUUGCCGCCAGCGUGACCACGAGCGAACAGCGUGAGCUUGCGAGUCAGAUCCAGACCGUGAAGAAGGCAAUCGAGAAGCUCAUGGUGUAA